Molecule: messenger RNA, 1074 nt
Organism: Peniophora sp. CBMAI 1063
Lineage: Eukaryota; Fungi; Basidiomycota; Agaricomycetes; Russulales; Peniophoraceae
Source: the annotation of a GenBank genome assembly
AUGCCCGUACCUACCAUUCCACCCUUCCCCGACGAUGUGCCCGUUGUACCGCUCCUCGUCAUCGACUACAAGCGCAUCGUCGAACGCGAUGAAGCAGAGAUUGAGCGCCUGUGGGAGGCCGCGACGAAGCUCGGUUUCUGGUACUUAAAGAACCAUGGUGCUGAUGAGGAAGUAGACGGUAUGUUCGACAUGGGCGCCGAGACGAUGGCGCUCCCGCUCGAAGAAAAGAAGAAGUUCGCGCAAGUCGACGAGGGCAUAGCCAUAUCGUUCGGAUACAAAGCCGCCGGCUCAACAGCAACCGACUCCUCCGGCGCGCCCGACUUCGUCGAAUUCAUCAACAUCUCCCGCGACGACGCGCUCUCGUACCCCACGCCCACGCACCGCACCUACCCCUCCACCGUGAACGCGCGCAUGCAGGUCACGAUCAGGCCGUUCAUAGAGAAGAGCAACGAGGUGAACGAUACGCUGAUUGAUGUGUUGAAUGAUAGGCUAGGCUUGCCGAAGGGUGAGCUGGCGAGGAGGCAUGAUGUGAGGGAGAAGAGCGGGAGCGAGGGGAGGGCUAUAAGGAAUCCGCCGAAUAUGGCGUAUACGGCGGAGAAGGCGGUGUUGGGGUCGCAUACGGACUUUGGGUCGUUGUCGUUCUUGCAUCAUCACCAGCUUGGAGGAUUGCAGGUUCUGCCUCCUGGAUCUAAGCAGUGGAAGUACGUGAAGCCCGUCCCGGGCCACGCCAUCUGCAACAUCGGCGACACACUCGCGAUCUUCAGCGGCGGCAUCCUCCGCUCGAACAUCCACCGCGUCGUCCCACCCCCGAAAGACCAAGCCGCCCACGAGCGCUGGUCCGUAGUCUUCUUCACCCGCCCCGGCGAAUCUCAACUCCUCCGACCUCUCCAGUCCGAGUCCGCGCUCAUAGCCGAAGCGGCCAAGAACAGGCCCGAGCUGUUUACGGACGCGACGGCGGGAGAGUGGUAUGUGCGCAGGAUCACGAACCAGAGGCUUAAGAAUAGGAAGGGGCCCGAGACGUGGGCGGCGAGUCGCGGGACGGAGUAUGAUCCUGAAAAUGACGAGGUUUAUUGA